This is a messenger RNA of Tarenaya hassleriana, 1016 nucleotides long. RefSeq lists its product as uncharacterized. Gene Ontology annotation, cellular component: ESCRT I complex. The coding region runs from base 168 to 827 and encodes 219 amino acids. The transcript is spliced from 5 exons. Gene Ontology annotation, molecular function: ubiquitin binding. The record is from RefSeq and is a predicted model, not a curated record. Gene Ontology annotation, biological process: ubiquitin-dependent protein catabolic process via the multivesicular body sorting pathway. NCBI's taxonomy places the organism in Eukaryota, Viridiplantae, Streptophyta, Magnoliopsida, Brassicales, Cleomaceae.
ACCCGGGAUAAGAUACACUUAUACGCGAUUCCAAACAGAACUAAUCUCACACGCGUUUGUCAUCACAAAUUCGCAAAAGUCAGAUUUCAUUUUCAAGUCUUCUCUCUCUCUCCCCCCUCCUCCCCGAUUCUCUGCUUAUUCAUCUUCUUCUUCGACGAUCGAAAGCAAUGGAUUACGAUUUCAGGAACAAAUCUGGUCCACCGUACGGAUCCUCCGGUCAUCCUAUGUACGGUCCCGCCGCGGCAUCGUCAUCGCCGAUGUAUGGACCUGCCGGAUACCCGAAGAUCGCUCAACAAGGCCACGCCAAUUCCUUGUUCCCCCCGCCGGCGCGAAACUCUCCGUAUCACCAUGCCCCAUCUCCUUCAUCAUCUUCCUCUUCUGGAUUGGGGAUUAAGGUUACCAUAAAGCCAGAGUAUCGGAUUACUCCACCGCCUCAAAUGUUGCCUAGAGUGGGAGAUAUUCCCCGGAGCAAUUUCCAGUUCGAUUUCAGCCUGGAGAGGAAAGUCCUUGUGGAGGCGGAGAAAGAAAGCCAAGACUGGAGCAAAUUUGGGACGGACAAUUUUCCGACCAGAUCUCUAGAAUCAACUUCUUCAUCGCGUUCAGAUCCCGUGGUGACGAAAUAUAUUGCAUCUGGGCUCAACCGAGAAGCUGUCGGCAUAGCAGUGGCAAACUAUGGAGAUAAUCCCACCAAGGUGCAGGAGUUUGCCAAAGGCUUCACACUGCUAACGGAGAUGGGAUUUCCGGCGAACGCCAUAGCGGAAGCUCUCUUCAUGCAUGAAAACGACACGGACAAGGCACUGGCACACCUGCUCCACGGCUCUUCUUGAUCCACACUAGUCAUCGGCACAUUCUGUGUAUAAAAAGUGUUUUUAGUUAUUGGCCAAUUCCCCGUCUUUAUUUUAUUGUCCUUUUGGGAAAGAUAAGAAGCAUUAGAUCCCUAUGUAUAAAUCUUUGGCUAUAAAGGUACAAUCUGGUGUGCACAUGAAACGUGAUAGGGACCGUUACUUUGGUUUUCA